Molecule: messenger RNA, 670 nt
Organism: Pecten maximus
Lineage: Eukaryota; Metazoa; Mollusca; Bivalvia; Pectinida; Pectinidae
Exons: 2
Coding region: 42-479 (145 amino acids)
Source: RefSeq, a predicted model, not a curated record
UCCGGACACAUCAUCCACCAAUCAUAAUAGUCGGCACACACAUGGAUCAGGUCAACGUCAGGUUUACGAAUGAGACUCCUGAUGAGAGAGGUAAAAGACUGCAGAGCAUGCUUUUAAACAUAUGCGGCAUCACUGAGCUUGUGAAUGCAAAGAAGGGCGAAGGGUUAGUUUUCCUUCGAUUUUGCACUGUUGAUAAUUCCAUACACGACGAUCCGGCUUUUGAGAAGAUAAGAGAGUACAUCCUGGAAGCAGCAGUGUACCAGGACCAGUGGGAAAGAGAACUGCCAGGCUCAUGGCUUGCUCUAGAGAGGGAAAUUCUAAAACAACGAGAAUGGAAACACGUUAUGACAAUUCAAGAGAUCAAAGAAUUGGAUGACCAAUGUGAAUAUCCCAUUGGUGAUGAAGAAAACAUCAAGAUGUUUCUGGAGUAUGAUCAAGUGUUUUUCAUGUGUAUAAUUUUAUGUAACAUAAAUGUAUAAUAAUGCAAGAGAAGAUUUAGGUCAUCAUGUUGAUAUUCCCAAACUUUUCUAAAACUACCGUCUUUAGAGAUGCUAAAGUGCCGACAUUCAUGUCACGAAGAGAAAACAGAUGUAUUUCAUGUGUAUAUAAAACAAUUUAAACUGAUGGCCCGGACACUUGAUAUUGACAAAUCAGUGUGUUGUUGGUGCUU